Ceraceosorus guamensis is the source of this 1272-nucleotide messenger RNA. RefSeq lists its product as hypothetical. Bases 112 to 1041 code for a protein of 309 amino acids. Lineage: Eukaryota; Fungi; Basidiomycota; Exobasidiomycetes; Ceraceosorales; Ceraceosoraceae. The record is from RefSeq and is a predicted model, not a curated record. The transcript has a single exon.
CCAAGAUCAAGCCUGCGUCCACCACUCACGCAAGCAUCACCUUCGCCAGCAGGUCAACCACCCGCUAGAUUGACUCACUCGCUGAAUGCCGUUAGCGGUCUGCUCGCCAUCAUGUCCAAUGGGCGCUCAUCCACCGUGGCCGGCUUGAGUGGCCGAUUGCAGGGACUCAAGUUCAUGCAGCGUGCCAAUGCUCAACAGCAACAGCAGCAGCAGCAGCAGCAACAGCAGCAAGCUCCCGACCAAAGUGCCUUGGCCAGCACAAGCAGCUCCAUCCCUCGCACUUCUAGAGCACCAGCGUCGCCCCAAUCUUUCGCGAUAGCGUCAACGAGCGUCCGAGCGCGAGCGCCCUCGCCCACGUCACAGCCUGUGACCUUGAUAGCGACUCGAGCACGCCAAGGCAAGGAUGCAUCGCAAUCGGACGAAGAGUGGUCCAUGCCAUCUGCUCCAUCUGCUUCAAACAGGCCUACAUCGUCCGCAGUCAUGGUGCAGCACGAACCAGCUUGGUCCUCCUGGCUUGCCGGUGCUGACGUGAAGACGGAGCAUGAUCCCGUCGACGUCGACGUCGACGUCGAUGCAUCCGCCCCGAGUCAGUCGACCCGCCGAUCUUUUGGUGCGUGGGCGCAAAGAAAACGUCAAAAGAGUCGCAAGGGGAGCGAGAGCGAUGCGGAGAGCGAGGGCGAGGGCGACAGGGGAGGCGCCCGUGCGUACGGCAAAUCGAGACCUCAAGGACGCUCUGCGGAUGCGCGCGCGGAUCGCAAGAGCGCAAAGGGGGCGCGAGCACCGCAGGGGGGGCGAGCACCGCAAAGGGAAAGAGCACUGCAAGGGGCGCGAGAUGAAGAAUCGCUCGAUGAAGUACCGCUCGAUGAAAAAUCGCUCGACGAGAAAGAGGUGGAAGGGCUGGCCAUCAUCGAUGAGAUCAAACGAGAAGGCGGUGCGUCGGGUGGUGCUACCGCCAAGAAGCGCAAGCACAGCCAAGGUCGCGGUCACGGUCACGGCGAUGCAGAUCGCAAAUUCAAGAAACCAGGCAGGUCACCUUGGUAAAGUCCCCCCCCGCGCGCACACACACGCACACAUACGCGCGCACACACGCGCACACACACAAUUACAUCGUCAUCGCGACGUCUAUCGCAUCGAGAGGCUUAAAUACGUGACGCAUGUCCCCGCUCACAAAUCUCCAGCGCUGGCUCGCCUCUUCUCCUUCGCACGAGCAGCAGCUUCCCGUCGCACCCACUCCAUGUCCCUCUUUUGACGUUCCUCGUCGCUCAUGCGCGC